This is a messenger RNA of Ilex paraguariensis (yerba mate), 3188 nucleotides long. The record is from the annotation of a GenBank genome assembly. Lineage: Eukaryota; Viridiplantae; Streptophyta; Magnoliopsida; Aquifoliales; Aquifoliaceae.
AAGACCAUUUGAAGCAAUCAAGAGAAAUGUUUUUUGUCAAGAAUAAUGGAGCAUGGGCAGUUGGGCAAUAAAGGCCAAAAUAACAGAAUCUAUUACAGAGACAUGUGCAACUAACUUGCUAACAAGAGCAUCAUCGCCGUACCAGGCCUUCCCACACAGAACAUUGCAGCGUCUCCUACCAUCUCAGUUCCCUUUACACAAUGCUCAUCGCAAACACUUAUUAUGUCCCUUCUUGCCGAUCAAACCCUUCCCUUUUAUGGGAAGAACUUGUUCCCAGUUGUUGCACGGCUCUGCUUAUCUUUGUACUGCCUUCCACUCAUUCGAUGAAAUGCCACACACAACACAAAGUUUUGAAAAUGCCCACUUUUACCAUGUUCUUGAACUCAUCCAAUUUUGUACCAUGAAACCCAAUUCUUUAAAUGUGAUUAUGGUUCAUUGCCUGGCCCUCAAGGUUGGUGCUCUUGCUCAUUUGCCCAUAUCGACCUCUCUCCUUAUUGUAUACUCUAGAGCCGGAGAUUUUGGCUCUGCAGUAACUAUGUCUGAUGAUAUUCGUUACAAGGACGUGGUUGUUUGGAAUGCGAUGAUGACUGCAUGCAUCAAAAAUAGGCAUUUUGGAGCUGCUUUGGAUUUUUUCAUGGAAAUGAUGGAAGAAGGAAGAGGGUUUGAUACUGGAACUCUUGUAAUUGUGGUUUCAGCUUUAUCCAAUAUGCACAAGUUGAUGCAAGGCCGGGUUGUUCAUGGUUUAAGCUUGAAGGCAGGAAUGCUGCCAGAUUCUUUCUUAUGUAAUGCUCUUAUUAACAUGUAUGCAAAAUGCGGUGACCUAAGCUCUUCAGAGUGUAUGUUUGUAGGAACUGAGUGGAAAGACCUUGUUUCUUGGAACUCAAUGGUAAGUAGUUGUCUUUAUAACAAUUAUCCUGAGAAGUCUCUAUGGUACUUCAGGGAAAUGGUUUCUUGUGGAGAACAAGCUGAUCAUGUGAGUCUUUCAUGUGCUAUUGCUGCAUCUUCUUGUCUAGCAGAGUUGGGUAUUGGUCAGGUCAUUCAUGGAUUCGUUGUUAAAUUGGCUUACCAGGAGAGUUCUCACAAUUCAGUUGCUAACUCCCUCAUUUCAUUUUAUUCUGAGUGUGGGGACAUUGAUGUUGCAGAGAUUGUGUUUAGAGAAAUGGUUCUUAAGGAUAUGAUUUCAUGGAAUGCAAUGAUUGAUGGGUUUGCUUCAAACAAAAAAAAUUUUGAAGCAUUUGAUCUUUUGCGUGAAAUGCAGUUAGCAGGAUCAGUCCAACCAGAUAAAGUCACUGUAGUUACCACCAUUUCAAUUUGUGCAGAACUAAUGUUACUAAGAGAAGGAAAAACUCUUCAUGGAUUCACAACUCGGAGGGAGAUGGGUUCGAACUUGUCAGUGACAAACAGUCUCAUGGAUAUGUACUCAAAAUGCAAUAGUGUUGAAGCGGCUGAGCAUUUGUUCCAGAACAUGCCAGAGAGAGACCUGGUUUCAUGGAAUACUAUGAUUUCUGGCUAUUCCCAUAAUGGAUGUGCUAGAGAAGCUCAAAGUUUAUUUAAGAAACUGCUCCACUGGUGCUCAGAGUACAGCUUGUCAACGCUUUUGGCAAUCCUUCCUUCUUGUGAUUCCCCUGAACAUCUCUGCUUGGGGAAAUUGAUCCACUGUUGGCAGUUAAAAUUGGAAUUUUCGAACAAUAUUCUUGCGGUUAAUUCCAUCAUGUUCAUGUAUAUAAAUUGUGGGGACAUGGUAGCUUCUUUCUCAUUGUUGUGGAGAAUGUCUGCUAUUGCGGAUACUGCUUGUUGGAACACUGUAAUUGUAGGCUGCACACAGAGUGGCCAUUUCUUAGAAGCUUUGGGUACUUUUAACUUAAUGAAAUGGGAACCCCAUGUUACACAUGAUUCGAUUACCCUUGUAAAUGUCAUAUUAGCUUGUGGCAAUCUUGAGUUAGUGUUGGACGGAAAAUUAGUUCACGGGCUUGCUCUUAAAAGCUCCGCAGGUAAAGAUACCCGUGUGCAGAAUGCAUUAAUUACAAUGUAUGGCAGAUUUGGGGAUAUGGAGAGUGCAAGAUUAGUAUUUAACUUUAAUAAUCGGAAUUUAUGUUCGUGGAACUGUAUGAUGUCUGCUUUUUCUCAGAAUAAGGAUGCUAAAAAAGUGCUGGAAUUAUUUAAUGCCCUCGAUUUUGAACCUGACGAGAUCACAACUGUUACCAUUCUCUCAGCUUGUACACAGCUUGGAGUUCUAUGUUAUGGGUUGCAGAUCCAUGGACAUGUGUUCAGGGUUGGAUUCCAGAGAAAUCCGUUUAUAUCUGCUGCUCUUGUGGAUAUGUACAGCAAUUGUGGAAGGCUAGACAUCUCUCUCAAUAUAUUUCAAAGUUUGAAAGAGAAGUCCGUUGCAGCUUGUUCUAUGAUAUCUGCGCAUGGCUUCCACAGCAAUGGUCGAAAAGCAACUGAAGUAUUUCAUGAGAUGAUUGAAUCUGGAACUAGUCCAACCAAAAGCACUUUUAUAAACCUUUUAUCGGCUUGCAGCCACUCGGGGCUUGUCAAUGAAGGUAUCUGCUAUUAUAAUCAUAUGUUUGAUAAAUUUGGAGUGGAACCUGUCACUGAGCAUCAUUUAUGCAUUGUUGAUAUGCUUGGUCGAUCUGGAAGGCUCCAUGAGGCGUAUGACUUUGUCAGGCAAAUGCCAACACCACCUGAACCAGGAGUCUGGGGUGCCUUACUAAGUGCUUGCAACUAUUAUGGAGAUCUGGAGCUCGGGAGGGAAGUGGCGAAUAUUCUCUUUGGCUUGGAACCUGAGAAUGUGGGAUAUUAUAUUUCAUUGUCAAAUAUGUACGUUGCUGCUGGAAGGUGGAGUGAAGCUGUGAAGCUGAGAACCACAAUUCAGGACAACCGAUUGAAGAAGCCAGCAGGUUACAGUCUUAUUGAUGUUGGUCAGCAGUAAGCAUGAUUGCCGCAAUACAAAUGGGUGUGGCAGACUAAGGAGCUGUUUUCGACAAAUCAAUGCUUGGGUGCCCAGCUAAUGAAAUAAAUUCGCAAAAUGUCCUUCGUGCCUAAAAGGUUUGUUCAAGGGCUAGUAACCUUCACAUCCCACUACUCCUGUAGGUCUGGGGAGCAUUAAUAGGAUCUCAAGACGUCGUUGAUGGAAAUUAGCAUGAUACAGCAAUUGGCUUCUUGUUUCUAAGAUUUGUCGUUCAUGG